Striga asiatica is the source of this 819-nucleotide messenger RNA. NCBI's taxonomy places the organism in Eukaryota, Viridiplantae, Streptophyta, Magnoliopsida, Lamiales, Orobanchaceae. The record is from the annotation of a GenBank genome assembly.
AUGUCCGACACCGAGCGCCUCCAAUUGAGAUUGCCUUCCGCCGCGCCGCCGACCUCUCCGCAGCUCCCCUCCGCAGUCCGCUGGGGUCCUAGGUAUUGGCUUUCAGUGGAUCCUCUGUCUAGGAUGACACUUAUAUGGGAAUGUGAGCCGAAUGCAUAUUGCAUUACUGAGCAUCAUCAAGGCCAAACUGUUGAUCACUACUAUCUUCUACGUUGUCCUGUUGCUUCCCCAUGUAGAUGUAGUCCAAGGAAUUGGGAGCAUGUAUCCCAAAUAUUGCCAGGAGAAAAUUAUGAUUUCUAUUCCUUAACUGUGUACUUGAUAAUAAUAUCACUUGUGAGUUCUUCUAUGAGCAAUACUCAGAAGUUGUCUGCACCUAGAAAUUUCUCGAACGGUAAUGCUAGAGACGAUAGCUCGUGUAAGGACCUGCCUGAGUAUUAUGCUUGUGGAGGUGUUCGAGGUAUGUUAUGGCAUAAUGAUGGAAGGAGAACAAUGAAGCUCAAUUAUGUCAAGGUGCUGGAUGAUUGUUGGUUGCUUCAGCUAUUAACUAUUGUCCGGAUUUAUUUCGGGUUGCCAUUCUUAAGGCUUAGGGUCUGGGAAUCAGCAAAAUGGGUCACACGAGUUGAGGAAUAUUCUAUUUACAACCGUAAUCACCUAGUGGUACUUAAUUUAACAACUGAUUUUGUUGAGGGAAAACAGAUAUUUGCAAAACAAGGAAUCAGCACUCGAAAGAGUUUUUCCAUUCAAGACAAUGGAUUCCUAAUGACAAUCAGAGAAAUGGCCAUCGAAAUGGCUAUAGGAAAAGUUAAGGUUGGGUCAUGA